Molecule: messenger RNA, 372 nt
Organism: Metopolophium dirhodum (rose-grain aphid)
Lineage: Eukaryota; Metazoa; Arthropoda; Insecta; Hemiptera; Aphididae
Exons: 4
Coding region: 1-312 (103 amino acids)
Biological process (GO): transcription elongation by RNA polymerase II
Cellular component (GO): elongin complex; VCB complex
Source: RefSeq, a predicted model, not a curated record
AUGACCUCACAGAACAUGAUUGAUGAGGACGCUUAUAUGAUGAUACAACGAAAAAAGAUGACCAUAUAUUUAAACAUUAACAAGAGCACACCGGUUAAUGUAUUAAAAAAGAUGGUUGGAGGUAUCAUAAAAACAUCACCAGAAAAUCUUCAGCUUCAUUACAAGAAUGUGAUUAUGGAUGGGAAAAAAACUUUAUCAGAUUAUUUUGAUUCUUCCAUGUGCCUAGAUCCAGUUUCUAUUGGUUUAUCAUUGAAGAUGGAUAAUGGAGAAUUUGAGCCGUUAAAUAUCGUUCCAGUUCCAGAACCGCUAUAAUAAACUAAAAAACUAUCAGAAAGAACAAACUAUGUAAACAGUAAUCUCCAUUGAAAAUUG